Messenger RNA from Larimichthys crocea (large yellow croaker), 2324 nucleotides. Its product is annotated as kynurenine--oxoglutarate transaminase 3. Gene Ontology annotation, biological process: biosynthetic process. Lineage: Eukaryota; Metazoa; Chordata; Actinopteri; Sciaenidae. Gene Ontology annotation, cellular component: cytoplasm; mitochondrion. The transcript has 14 exons. Gene Ontology annotation, molecular function: L-kynurenine:2-oxoglutarate transaminase activity; pyridoxal phosphate binding. The record is from RefSeq and is a predicted model, not a curated record. The coding region runs from base 672 to 2027 and encodes 451 amino acids.
AACAACAAGAACCACAAAAUAAUCAGAAAGAAAAAUUAUCUAUCUUAUUCACAAUUUGUAAAAAACAAAACAAAACAACAACAACGACAGCAUAAAGAACCGGAGCUUUCUCGAAGGCGCUUGAAGCAAACACACAGAUGGGACAAUGCUGCCUUCAGCGUUAUCAAGUAGAGUAUAAGUCUUAUAUAAAGUCCCGUUAUGUCACUGUGGUUUUACAUAAUGAGCGGAAACAGAUUGAAAAGAUUGUGACAUUGUGAUUGAAGCGGCUCUUGACUAAAAUGUCGACUAUUAUAAUACAGUCACAGGCGACAGAACACAAUAAGGGGAAUACAAUGUGCUCCAGAUAGUCUUAAAGACUAAUCUGUGGAACGCCUAAUUAUAUAUUAUCUAUUUACCGAUGACACGAACGCUCACAUACAUCUUCGAGUUCUGCUAUAAAUGAAAACAAGUCAUAUUUUUGAGGUUACUUCUCCAUUGUCCGUAACCUACACGUAAACAUCACUAAAUUCCGGCAGCUUCAAACACAGCAUCACUUUCUCCCGUCCUUGACUGAGUAUCCCUCCGCCUCCUGUCUGACUGCUACCGGACUGCUUUCUGUGGGCAACACAGCGCAACUAGAAGUAAGUUGUGGUUGCUAUCCUGCAGGUGACUUGACCUCUGUCACUACAUGCAUGAGGAUAACACGACAAGUUCUGAAUUGGUCCAGGUUGGCAUGUCAUUCAACAAACAUAAGCUGCAGACAAAGGUUUUGUACUUCACAGCAUACAAUGGCUUCACGGCACACCCACUCAAAAAGAAUCGGGGGUCUCGACAAGAAUGUUUGGGUGGCGUUUACAUCGUUGGCGGCGGACCCAUCCGUUGUUAACCUGGGGCAAGGGUAUCCAGACAUUCCUCCACCUUCUUACGUGAAGGAGGCGUUAGCAGAGGCUGCUUCAGUAGACAGGAUGAACCAGUACACCAGAGGUUUUGGUCAUCCCUCCCUGGUGAAGGCUCUCUCUCAGGUUUAUGGGAAGGUCUGUGAGCGCCACAUCGACCCCCUUAAAGAAAUCCUGGUCACGGUUGGAGGUUACGGCUCUUUAUUCAGCACUAUGCAAGCACUGGUGGAAGAAGGAGAUGAGGUCAUCAUUAUAGAACCUUUCUUCGAUUGCUAUGUGCCUAUGGUACGAAUGGCAGGGGCCAAGCCUGUGUUGAUACCACUACGCCUUAAGUCUGGGAAGAAGAUGAUCACAAGUGCCGACUGGUAUCUUGACCCAGAUGAGCUUUCCAGUAAAUUUAACUCAAAGACCAAGGCCAUCAUCAUCAACACUCCCAACAAUCCUAUUGGGAAGGUUUUCACCAGAGACGAGCUGCAGAUGAUCGCAGACCUCUGCAUCAAACACGACACUCUGUGCUUCAGUGAUGAGGUCUACGAGUGGCUCAUCUACAGAGGACACCAACAUAUCAAAAUUGCCACUCUGCCUGGAAUGUGGGAUAGGACCAUCACUGUCAGCAGUGCAGGGAAAACAUUUAGUGUUACUGGAUGGAAGCUUGGUUGGUCUAUUGGACCAGAGCACUUGAUAAAGCAUCUUCAGACUGUCAUGCAGAAUACUCUGUACACCUGCCCGACACCUUUACAGGAGGCCGUAGCACAAGGUUUGCUCAAGAACUUUGAGCUGAUGGGUCAGCCGGAGUGCUACUUCUCCUCACUGGCGGAAGAACUUGAGUGCAAGAGGGACCGCAUGGCUGCCAUCGUGACAGAGGCUGGGAUGAUUCCUGUCAUACCAGAGGGAGGCUACUUCAUGCUCGUGGACAUCACAUCUCUCAAUCAGGACCUGUCACACAUGGUCGGCGAUGAUGAUGAAGCCUAUGACUACAAGUUUGUCAAGUGGAUGAUUAAAGAAAAGAAACUGGCAGCCAUUCCAGUCACAGCGUUUGUUGGAGAUGAGUCCAAGAAGCAGUUUGAGAAAUAUAUUCGCCUUUGCUUCAUAAAGCAAGAUAGUACUCUAGAGGCAGCAGGCGCCAUCUUGAAAACCUGGAGUAAGGUUUAAUGGGAGGCAGUGUCUCAGGACUUCAGAACUGUGCAGUCAAACAUUUGACUGCAACAUUCCGCACACAGACUGCUCACAGUAAACCUGUUCACAGUACAACUGCUCAUAGUUUGACCUGUAUCCUGUUUUAAGGGAGAAAGUCAAGUCAACAUGACUCAUGAAUUGUUCUGACACAGACUACCCUAAGGUGUGAAGUGAGGUUACUAACUUCUAAUAAGUGUGGCCACCACUGUAUGUUUGUACAAUACCAUAUAACAAUUUCUUUAGUUUCAAAUAAAUCUGAAAGUUGUUGUGAAA